This is a messenger RNA of Labrus bergylta (ballan wrasse), 1070 nucleotides long. It is a transcript of the gene pde6gb, whose product is annotated as phosphodiesterase 6G, cGMP-specific, rod, gamma, paralog b. Gene Ontology annotation, biological process: visual perception; positive regulation of G protein-coupled receptor signaling pathway; positive regulation of epidermal growth factor receptor signaling pathway. Gene Ontology annotation, cellular component: photoreceptor outer segment membrane. NCBI's taxonomy places the organism in Eukaryota, Metazoa, Chordata, Actinopteri, Labriformes, Labridae. The record is from RefSeq and is a predicted model, not a curated record. Gene Ontology annotation, molecular function: cGMP binding; 3',5'-cyclic-nucleotide phosphodiesterase activity.
CCAGCAUUGAACUCCACUCGUCUGCAAGACGGACCGGUGCUGCAUCUCAUCCAGACGUCUGGCUGACCUUCACACCCAGCAACUUCAUCAGAGAGGAAUCUUUCUGUCAUAACCGCUCAAAAUGAAUCUGGAUCCUCACAAGAUUGAGAUCAAGUCGGCCACCCGUGUCACCGGAGGCCCCGCCACCCCACGCAAGGGCCCACCUAAGUUCAAGCAGAGGCAGACCCGCCAGUUCAAGAGCAAGCCUCCCAAGAAGGGAAUCCAGGGUUUUGGUGAUGAUAUCCCCGGGAUGGAAGGUUUAGGCACAGACAUCACCGUCAUCUGCCCCUGGGAGGCCUUCAAUCACCUGGAGCUGCACGAGCUGGCUCAGUACGGUAUCAUCUGAGCCGUCCUGCUCCUCCCUGUGAUGUUCCGAGGAUUACAGGCCACAUCCCAGCACCUCACACUAGAUCUGCCUCGGGCCUCAUCUCGCAGCUUUAAAUCCAAAAACCCACAGAAACAAACUACCACAUUGCACCGUAACAAACAGAAAAAAAAUGGAAAAGAGCAAAAAAAAAAAUCUGCAAAAAAAUCCAUCCUGUCAUUCUUCUCUUGAUCUCUUCUUCUGAUUCUGCAUUUUCACAUAAAUAAUCUGCUCAUUUUUAGGAUCUUUAGCUUUCAUCUUCACCAGAUCUGCACAGUUACUCUGAGCUUUUUCUCUUACUUUAAUCUUCUUCUCUCUUCUCCUCUUUUCUAACUGUCACAACAUAUACGCAUGCAAGGCAGCCUCAAGUUGAGUUUAAGUGACAAACCCGUGAAGAGGUUGGGUUCCUUCUUCAUGUGCUUUGAGGGCCUCUUUUACCAUCUCAAAGGCUUUUCCAUCAACACUGCAGAUAUAAUAACUGAUACUGUAGAGAGUGGACGACAUUUCAGUGAGAUAACGUUCAUAAAUCAUGAUCAGAAAUCCCUCUUAUCCCUUUGUUUGGACAAAAGAUGCUUCACAUAAAUCUCCUUCUGAUUUGUCUUUAAAGUUUCUACCACCAAUAAGUUGUUGUGUGAUGUUUGAGGAGAGUAAAGAGUUCAUCUCUUUU